Messenger RNA from Fusarium odoratissimum NRRL 54006, 2887 nucleotides. RefSeq lists its product as uncharacterized. The transcript has 2 exons. The record is from RefSeq and is a predicted model, not a curated record. NCBI's taxonomy places the organism in Eukaryota, Fungi, Ascomycota, Sordariomycetes, Hypocreales, Nectriaceae. Gene Ontology annotation, molecular function: lyase activity. Bases 157 to 981 code for a protein of 274 amino acids.
GUCCGCCCAUGUCAACAACUCACAUCUCAACAUUCAACAGAGUAUCAUCCGGCACAACCGGAAAGUCAAUACCUUGAUCGCCCCAACUACCACCCAACCACCCUCAAUCUCUUCACAACCUUUCAAACACUCCCGCGCUCAAGAAAACACCACAAAAUGGGCUCAUCAGACAUCCCACCCCCCUCAGCACCACCAUGGCUCGUCCCUGCAUCAACAGCCUGCCUCUCCCUCGGCAUAACAUUCUGGCUAGUCGCCUACAUCCUCAUGAUCCGCCGCUCGCUAGCAACCCACGCGACGCCCGCACCACUCGUCGCACUGGGUCUCAAUCUAGGAUGGGAAGUAGUCUACGCCUUUGGUGUAUGCGAAGCACCCAUUGAGACAUACGGUUUCAUGCUCUGGCUGCUUCUUGACAUCGUUGUUCUCUACGCUACGCUUAAAACAGCGCCUAGGUCGUUUGCCUCAAGUCCACUCAUAGCGAACAAUGUCGCGUUGUUGCUGUUCCUGGUUUUUGUGGCGGGUGUCGUGGGUAAUGGGUUGUUUGUGUGGUGGUGGCUCAAGGAGCCGCAUAGAGGCUAUGGUAUCAAAUGGGGCAAGAAUUGGAAGGGGCUUGAGGCGAGAGAUACUACUGAGUUGGCAUAUUGGUCGGCUGGUGUGGCGCAGAUGAUCUUCAGCGUUUCGGCGCUGGCUAUGCUUCUUCAGAGAGGUCACUCUGGUGGACAGAGCUAUGCAAUUUGGUUCUGUCGCUUCGUUGGCACCGUCAUGGGUCUGCCCGUCUCUUGCGGUCUGAUGUGGUGGUACUGGCCCGAGGCGCACGGCUUCGUUUUCCAUCCUCUUGGUGCCUUCAUCACUGGCACCUCAGUCAUUUGUGAUCUGGCGUACCCAUUUCUGCUGGCCUACGUUCGAACCAGGGAGAAAGUCUUGCCUGAUGGAAGUCUGGUAGACGGACGACUUGAGGCUGAGACCGAGAAGAAGCAACAGUAGAAGGCGAGGCGAAGUAUCAAAGCGGUAUGACCGAUGAGCUGUUUGGUUGGACAACACCCUGGAAGCCUCACAAACUAAUGGCUGGCUGUGCAAUGUAAGUUGAUUAGUGAGGCAUCCCGUCACGGAAACGGUAAGCCACCGGCUGAGGGGGCAACAAGACAGAAGUGAGUAAUGACAUAUCUGGUUUCAGAUGACUUCGCCAAAGCAGCAUCGAAGAAUUCCUUGACAUCUUGUAUAAAUUGUGAUUUGCCAAAUAUACCAAGGAUUACUCGCAAUUAGCGAUGUUCAUCGUAAGCUCAAGGCCAAUCCCUCGCUUUCACCUCGCGACGCGAUCAAGUACCUCCAAUCCCCGCCACAAGGCGCAUCUCACGCGCGGUAUCACUUGUGACAGCCGCUCACAUUGCAACAUCAGAUCCGGGUACCGGGAAUAUCUCCUCCAUUAUGAUAGAUUCAACAGGGUCAUUAACCAAUAAGAGAAUGACGGAAGCAUCUCUCAGCCGCCUUAGCUGAGAUCAUAUCGCGUCAAUCGAGCUUAGCUCUCCACAAGAUCUUAUUCUCCUCCUCAAGUCAUAGCGGUUGAACGCAACGUGAUGUGCGCCCUAUGCAGCCUUUCCUUUAGCGUGACGGGGGUCGUGCCUGAAGACCUGAACGGUGGCUUUUUUUUUUGAGAUGUGAUAGCUCCAACGGUGUAAGCCUCGUCUAACAACCAGGUCCAACCUAGAAACACAUGAAUAAAGAAAAAAGCAACUACUUGUUUGCUCAUCACCUGACCUCGAGACAAUGUAAAGCAUGUCUAUAUCUCCAGUUCAUUAUUCAAGAUCCACAUGUUACGCUGACAUUGAGAACGGGGCUGAGGUUGAGGUGAGCUGGAGCUGGGAUUGGAUGUAGAACCAACAGUUGUGUCGACCAACACACCAAUAGCAGAGCUGCAAGAGAAGCAAACUCGGUGAACACUUGUCUCGCGAUGACCAGUUUUCUAGCAAAGAAAACUCACCGAGUUUGCGAUACACCAAUCGCAAGGCAAUCCAACAUAUCGGUAACGAAAGAGAAGUCGCCAAUAUUCAGCGUGCACAUGGCACGAGAUCGCAAUCAACGUGGUAUCAAGUAUCCGUGUCUCGGCGCAUCAAGACUCCGUAAUCUAUGUUUGCCGUACCUCCGUACUCCGUAAAGAAGUUUGCACUCGAGCAUUUCCGAUGUCUAAAAACAGAGUAAGUGAUUCGUCAAGACAAGACUGUUUGUCAAGAUCGAUAUUCCGAUCCAAGACAUCCUCUAGACAUCUGAUCUCUGAAUGCCAGCCUUGUCGCAGAAACGCUCAAUGCACUCAUUGCACCAAUAGACGUAACUCUACGUCAAUGUUAGAGGGACACCAUAUGGUCAAGUCACAUGCUCACUAGCUUGUGCGGGUGCAAGCAUCAUGACAUGACAAUAAGGGGCCAGGGUGUGCCGAAUCUCCAUCCCAUCGUGGAGAAAAAAAAAGGUCUCAAGUGCUUGCAUGUUGGUAAGACUCGCACGAUAGCACGAUCACGUUUUGCAUAACUCUUUUUGGCCCAACGUCAAUAACACCCGUCAUUUUAAUUCUCCGUUGCGACCGGGAGAUUGAUGACAGAAUAUCCGAGAGGGUGUGACACUUGCCCGUGCAGUGCAGAGAAUGCACAUAAUGCCGCAUUUUGUGGUAUCAUGGUCAUGGUCUUUGCGGGCUUGACCGGUCUGUGAUCAUGUACGUCUUUUCACUCUUUGGGAAGCAUGAAAUCUCGGAGCUUGCUCGAAAAGCAACAGGGUGUGGAGCGGAGCAGAGAGAGCCCAUGUACCUUGAAUAAUUAAAGAAAAAGAGUGUGUAAAUGUAGAACGGGUGAGGUGUAUCAAGAACUGCAAGUCGACGGUUUAGGAAAUAGGUGAUGGAGCGACC